Grammomys surdaster is the source of this 2689-nucleotide messenger RNA. RefSeq names its product fatty acid amide hydrolase (gene Faah). Gene Ontology annotation, molecular function: fatty acid amide hydrolase activity; amidase activity. The transcript is spliced from 15 exons. The coding region runs from base 259 to 1998 and encodes 579 amino acids. Gene Ontology annotation, biological process: fatty acid catabolic process. The record is from RefSeq and is a predicted model, not a curated record. NCBI's taxonomy places the organism in Eukaryota, Metazoa, Chordata, Mammalia, Rodentia, Muridae.
GGCGCCCACGUGGAGCUCAGCUGCCUUAAAACGCUGGCACGCCGGGAACCAGGCCAGCAGGGGGCCAGGCUUGACCUUGACCGUUGGAGCUGCUAGCGUGGCUCUCGCUGCCCGGCAACCGCGCGCUCCCCGCGGGCCCGCGGCUGCGCCUGCCCCUCCCUCAAGCGGAAUCGCGGGCGAUCCAGGCCGGGUUUUGCAGCGGAACUGUUGGCUUGCGCGUGCCGGGUUCUCUCGGGUGGCAGUCGGCUGCUGGAGAUCAUGGUGCUGAGCGAAGUGUGGACCGCGCUGUCUGGACUCUCCGGGGUUUGCCUAGCCUGCAGCUUGUUGUCGGCGGCGGUGGUCCUGCGAUGGACCAGGCGCCAGACGGCCCAGGGCGCGGUGACCAGGGCGCGGCAGAAGCAGCGAGCCGGCCUGGAGACCAUGGACAAGGCGGUGCAGCGCUUCCGGCUGCAGAACCCUGACCUGGACUCAGAGGCUUUGCUGGCCCUGCCCCUGCUCCAGCUGGUACAGAAGUUACAGAGUGGGGAGCUGACCCCAGAGGCUGUGCUCUUCACCUACCUGGGAAAGGCCUGGGAAGUGAACAAAGGGACCAACUGUGUGACCUCCUAUCUGGCUGACUGUGAGACUCAGCUGUCCCAGGCCCCACGGCAGGGCCUGCUCUAUGGCGUCCCCGUGAGCCUCAAGGAAUGCUUCAGCUACAAGGGCCACGACUCCACACUGGGCUUGAGUUUGAAUGAGGGAAUGCCAUCUGAGUCUGACUGUGUGCUGGUGCAGGUGCUGAAGCUGCAGGGGGCCAUACCGUUUGUGCACACCAACGUCCCCCAGUCCAUGCUAAGCUUUGACUGCAGUAACCCCCUCUUUGGCCAGACCAUGAACCCAUGGAAGUCCUCCAAGAGCCCAGGAGGUUCCUCAGGGGGCGAGGGGGCUCUCAUUGGAUCUGGAGGCUCCCCUCUGGGUUUAGGCACUGACAUUGGUGGCAGCAUCCGGUUCCCUUCUGCCUUCUGUGGCAUCUGUGGCCUCAAGCCUACUGGGAACCGCCUCAGCAAGAGCGGCCUGAAGGGUUGUGUCUAUGGACAGACAGCAGUGCAGCUUUCUGUUGGCCCCAUGGCCCGGGAUGUGGAGAGCCUGGCAUUAUGCCUGAAAGCCCUACUAUGUGAGGACUUGUUCCGCUUGGAUUCCACCAUACCCCCCUUGCCCUUCAGAGAAGAGGUCUACAGAAGUUCUAGACCCCUGCGUGUGGGAUACUAUGAAACCGACAACUACACCAUGCCCAGCCCGGCCAUGAGGAGGGCUGUGGUAGAGACCAAGCAGAGUCUCGAGGCUGCUGGCCACACGGUGGUUCCCUUCCUACCAAACAACAUCCCCUACGCCCUGGAGGUCCUGUCGGCAGGUGGGCUGUUCAGUGACGGUGGCCGCACUUUUCUCCAAAACUUCAAAGGUGACUUUGUGGAUCCCUGCUUGGGGGACCUGAUCUUAGUUCUGAAGCUGCCCAGGUGGUUUAAAAGACUGCUGAGUGUCCUGCUGAAGCCUCUGUUUCCUCGGCUGGCAACCUUUCUCAACAGUAUGUGUCCUCGGUCGGCUGAAAAGCUGUGGGAGCUGCAGCAUGAGAUUGAGCUAUAUCGCCAGUCUGUGAUUGCCCAGUGGAAAGCAAUGAACUUGGAUGUGCUGCUGACCCCCAUGCUGGGUCCUGCUCUGGAUUUGAACACACCGGGCAGAGCCACAGGGGCUAUCAGCUACACUGUUCUCUUCAACUGCCUGGACUUCCCUGCGGGGGUGGUGCCUGUCACCACUGUGACUGCUGAGGACGAUGCCCAGAUGGAACACUACAAAGGCUACUUUGGGGAUAUCUGGGACAUUAUUCUAAAGAAGGCCAUGAAGAAGAGUGUCGGCCUGCCUGUGGCUGUGCAGUGCGUGGCUCUGCCCUGGCAGGAAGAACUGUGUCUUCAGUUCAUGCGGGAGGUGGAACGGCUGAUGACUCCUGAAAAGCGGCCAUCUUGAGGAUCGUCCAACAUUCAACUGCCCAGCUCUGGAGAACCGAGGGCCCAUGUGCUCUGCACUACAGCCCCAUCUAUUCAGGAUACUACCACCCAUGAGGAAAUGCCCAGAACAGGGAAGAGGUGUCCACCUGUCCUCCCUUGGACUCCUGCAGAAGCAUAGGACAUACCUUCCACAACCAAGUCUGGGGCUUGUUCCCCUUUUCUGGUCUACCUUCCAUCCCGACUCCUACUUUAUCUGACAGCCAGCAGGAAUGACAGGGCUGAGAAUCACCAACAGUCAAAAAAAAAAAAAACAAUGUGUUUAUGUAUUUUCUGGGUAUUUCUAUUAGGGCCCUGGGAACCAGAGCCUGCUGAGAGGGCUGUGCUGAUACUCCAGAGCUGGCUGUGAUCACUCUCCCGCUCCAAAACCUCCCUAGGCCAUCACCCACAAGGUAGACACAGGAACAAUGUCCUUGGCACUUGACUCCUGCCAGCCCUUUCUUGUUCCGAUUGGCCCCAGCUUUGAUGAACACUGCCCCAGGCCACUCCUCUUCAGUCCACCUCUCUGCUGACUCUGCUGACACGCCCUUUUCACUUCUCUAUUUGUUGUGAAGACAGGGUUUCUCUGAGGAUCUCACUCUGUGGAUCAGGCUGGCUCUCAGCCCACAAGGCUACCUGCCUGGGUGCUGGGAUUAAAGGCAUGUGCCACUACA